Molecule: messenger RNA, 5092 nt
Organism: Bactrocera dorsalis (oriental fruit fly)
Lineage: Eukaryota; Metazoa; Arthropoda; Insecta; Diptera; Tephritidae
Product: serologically defined colon cancer antigen 8 homolog
Exons: 6
Coding region: 890-4930 (1346 amino acids)
Biological process (GO): tube formation; establishment of cell polarity; centrosome cycle
Cellular component (GO): centriole; centrosome
Source: RefSeq, a predicted model, not a curated record
CAUGUACUUCCACACUUCUUUUUGCCACCCAGUGUUCUGCCCACCACUGUUCUAUUUACCAUUUCCAGUGGCAACCUUUCAACUUGUUAAUGCUCAAAUUAUGCUUAGGAAUGUUAUUAGCUUCUGCUGCUAUUUGUUUGGUUUGAUUUGGGUUUUUGCUCAUUUUGCACUACAUGGCACGAAACCCAUAAAAAUUUGUGAAAGCCCCUGCGUUUAUUGUUCCUUUCCGGUUGUGUACUAUUUAUUACCCCUACACAGGAUAUUUUUGUUUUUAGUAUGGGUUCCAUCGCAACCGAACCCCCCGCACAAUAACAACAUAGCGUAGCAUAGCAAAGCGAAUCUAUAAAAGCGGCCCACCAACGCUGUCGCCGUUUCAGUUAAACGUCUAAAUUAGAAGUUGAGCGCGCGCGCCCGUGCGACCACAGGCAAACAGAAAUAAUUAAUAAAAUCACAAAUACAAAGCACAAUUAAUGAAUCGGACGGGUUAAAUGACCGCAGCCUUUACACUUUUGACGCGCAAAUCAGCGUGAAAACGAGCGUCGGCAAUCGAGCGAGUUACAACGUUUUCUCGUGCAACGCGUCUACAAAGUUCUUGGCAAACAAUUUACACCACACCUCGGAAGGAAGUGGCAGUGCAUGCUCGUUGGCAUUUCCCUUGCCCCCCUUUGAAAUUGUUACAUUUCGCAAAGCUUUGUGUGUUUUGCGCCAACAUUGCAUGUCAAAUUAUUAAACCAAAUAUUACAAACAACAACAACAGUUGAGCACAAGUAAACUUUUUGCAAAGUAAAGUUGCUCUGAUUCUUCCUACCACCCGGUCCAAGGCAUAACGCUAAAUGUUCACCACAUACUCGCGCCUUGUUAGCGGCUACACCACACUGCAUUGCUGAAGAUGAAGUCGGAAAAUUUCUUCACUGCCUUAGCUAACCUCAAUCAGAGCGCACGUCAGUCAUACGUUUCGCAACUGCUGAGCAGCGAUCACGUUACGCGUCGGCGGCGCUCAUCGUGCGGCCAUUCGGAUAAGGAUAGUGUUUGUAGUUCGCGCAUCGGCGGCAAGCGGCAGCGUACAAGGCACAUACCAAUGAAGUCGUCCAAGAGUGCGGCGCACAAGAAACCAAAACCGAUGGAUUAUACGAACUAUGCAUAUAAUGAGGCCGUUAGCCGGCUGAAGCUAAUGUUGGCCGAAUCAUAUGCCCCGCCCAGCAGAGGAGGUGGCGCUGGUUCUGCUGCUGGCGGCAAUGGCGCUACGGGGGCGUAUAUGCGGCAUGUGAAUGAGGACUCGACCGAUAACUAUUCGGAUAACUUGUCGGUCAUCGAACGUCCCGUAUACUCGGAUAUCUCGAAGUACUUGUCGCCAGCACAGAAAUCACGCCUCAGUCCAGGCGUACGCAGCAAGCCGAAACCUUUCAAUGCCUUCUCAUCCUCCAAGGAGAAUUUGACAUUACAAAUGCCCUAUGCGGCCAGCACUACGACAGCAACGGCACCACUCGAUUAUUACGCGCCUAACAAAACCCAGCCGCAGCCUGUUACUGAUAGCGUCCACGCACCGGUGGAGAUAUUCAAUUUCAUUGAAAAACAAGAAGACUAUAUUGAACAGCUAGAGAAAGAGUCCAAAUACUGCCGCAACGAGUUAACCAAUUUACUUGGCAAAGUCAAAGACGUCAUCAACGAGAACACGCACCUCACGGAGACCGCACGUUCCGAGCUAGCCACGUUAGGCGGUGUCGACAAGACACUGCCCGUGACGAGUCCUUCUUCCGACAGUGACGAACAACAGCAUUAUAAAAAGAAAACUUCUACCACGCCACGUAGUAAGAAAGAAACUUCGUCUGCUGCCGUGAAGUCGCCACGUUAUGCUUCGGCGCCAAAUAUUGUCUAUGAAGCGCGCAUAAGUGAGCUUGAGGCGGAGCUUAUGCAAGCCAAUAUUGAUUUGAAACGUUUGAAAACGGAAAAUGAAGAACUCAAACGCAAAUUGGCACAUGUUGACCCACUAGUGCUAGCUGGUGCCCACACAAAUGCGCCAGCGAGCAGCUCGUCCACCAAUAACUGCGACGCCCAUCGCAAGCAAAUUGAGCAUUUGCAACUGGAGAAGAAUGCGCUUGAGGAAAGUGUACGCCAGCUGCGGAAACUAUUGGAUGACGCCAAGUCGGAGCAGUAUACAAGCAACACAUCAUCCAAACGCUACAUAAACGAUCUGGUGCAGAUGGAGCGUGCUCAAGCCGAGCUGGAGGUGAAGCAUCUGCGUGAGGAGCUCGAUCGGCAGCACGAACGUGUACGCGAACUGCAACAUGAGAUGGCGCGUCGUAUUGCGGACGAGCGUGCCACUGCCGAACGACGCUACAACACGCAGGUUGAUCAAUUGGGUGGCGAUCUGAGCAGUCAGUGGGAACAGGUGGCCAAAUUGCAGUUGGAUUUGGAGCGUGAAAAACGCUAUUCAAAUGAUAUGAAGCGUGAUCUCUCGAAUCGCAAUGCACAGAUCGAUGAGUUGAAGAUGGAAUUGCGUUCCAAUCGCAAUACCUUCCUCGCCGAUAUGGCGCAAGUGAAUGCGGAGAAGCAAUCGUUGGAACAAGAGAUCACGGCAUUGCGACUACAAUUGGAUCGUGCGGCGCGUGAGGCGAAAACCGAGGCGACGCGUCUGACAGCCGAGAUAACAUCGUUGCGACAGCGUUUGGAUCGUGGCGAUGCCGAUUUAUUGCAUUCCAAACGCGAAAUAUUACGUCUCAAUGAUGAGAUCGCCAAUUUGGAGAAGGAGCUGGCUUAUGGCGAAAUGAAAAAUGAAAUCCGUCCCACCAAAAAGGAUUUAGACAAACGUAUUUCCGAAAUGCAAGAGAAGCAUGGUGAGACUUUUGUAGCAAAAAGCACCGCAGCAACAACAACAACAACGAAAACACUGGCGACAGGUCUAAUUACAAACACGAAGGCGCAGUUGGCCACAAAAUCACCGACAACAACUGCCAAAGUGUCGGGCGAGACACCUACAAUAGCGAAAAUAGCAACGCCAACAACAUAUGCAGCAACAACGACAACUACAACAAGCGGCAUCGCGUGGUCUGUGCCGACGGCGGAACUUACAAGCACAACACCAACACGACCAACGACGACAGCCAAUGUGCCCGCAACAAAAACACUACUUAUGACUACAACAACAACAACAUGGCCGACCACAAGACCCAACACCACACAACAACAACACAAGCCCACCGCCGUUAUGGAAUUAGUGACGGGUACAAAACCAAAAAACGUCACGUCAGCCCACACUUGCUGGGACGCAAGCGGAAGCGCGUACGCUUCGCCGCCUAAAUGGCCCAGCACCGUUAAUCAGUUGCAUGGACGUAAAGCAGCCGAAGCAGAAAGCGUGCCCACAACCGGCUUUACAGCACUUGCACAAACGCACACGCACACGCGACGUUACCGCUACGGCAGCGAUGAGAACAUACUGGCCAACAUAACGAAGAGCAACGAGCGACUCGAACGCGAAUUGGCGAAAAUGCCACCACUACCGACCACCAUGUCCUUCUCGGCGUAUCGCCGUCAACAGCGUUGCGCACAUUUAUAUCGUACGCCGUUGGCCGCUUACCGGCCGCGUAGUGCUAGGGAUGAGGGACGCCGCGCGACGGCGGCGCGCACCGAAACGCAUUGCGGUCGCUGCGGCGCUAUCGGCGGCAUCUACGGCACGCAUUGUAGUUGUAGUAAACACAUGAAACACGUAGUGGCUAGUGCACAUUUGGAGCCAACGGCAUGCACAUCAUGUUGUUGUAGUGCAAACAAAGCAACCACGUGUAAGCAAACACUUAACACUGAGGAGCGCCAAUUUUCAUUUGGUAGCGCGCACACUUUGAGCCGCCCAGAAAGCAAUUUCAAUGUGAACACAACAAACGCAACGAAUAUAGACACAACAACACCACCAGCAACAGUAAAUGCAAGCGCUAGAGGGCGCAGCUUGCACAGAAAUUGCCAAAAUUUUGCUUGGAAUGCGCACGCCUCGGCCACAAUUAGCACGUCUGGCAGUGGCGGCUGUAAAGCGCACAGUAGACUUAGCGACUGUAAGGCGUCAGCGGAGGCGGAAACUUCAUUGACGGAGCAAUCGAGUGCUAAAAGAGCUCCUUCGCCUACCAUACACUCGUUAAAUACAACUCAGCCACACACACAGAGCACGAAUUAUACGCGCGCACCAUGCUCCUGUGCGGCUGGCUGCGGAAGUGUUCCAAAACUCUGCACCGCUUGUAAACCACAAGCGUCAGCGAAUAUUUGCACCACGAACACAUACCAAACGCCUACAUGUCACCCCGCCUAUGGUCAUUGCAAAACGGAACCGUUGCCUUGGCUGCAACAGCAUCUAGUUUUGAAACAAACUUUUAGCGGUCUCGAACACCUAACGGCCGCCACAGACGUUUGUCACGCAUGUCAGAGCCCAUGUCAAGGUGCACACUUGACGGUGCCAACUGAGAGCAAAGCAAACACGCAUGUAGCAAACGAACACACAGCCGGCACGUCAGAAAGCGUUAAACGGCCGGCGCCAACAACGAAAAGCAAGCCACGCGCCUACUUCGAGGAGUUAUUGCGUCGCGAGGAAUGCUGUGGCGUGAAGAGAGUGAGCAGUAAUAUGCUGCGCGAUUGCAUUAGUCACGGGGAAACGCUCGUGCAGCAGAAGAAGCCACGUCCGCCUGUUAAAGUGGAUGUAAAUGUGCGUUUGGUGCCCAAAGCGGGCAAGGAACGCAAAAUCGACACAGACACAGGAAAUACAAGUGCUAAAACACCACUCGAAGUUAAAGUUAACUUGACACAGCCUGCGCCAGCGACAAGUGAGCGUAUAAAGGAGAGCGCGCAAAGCGGUCGAAGUGAAGUGCUCGCCCCAGCUUUGGACAUACCGGAUCUGACGUUGGAUGAUUUGGAACUAGACGAUUGCGAUGCAGCUGCACAUGUGGAGCAAUAAUUUUUGAUUCACUUUUAGCUUAACGCGAAGAACGCCUGCGUUUACGUGAAACGAACGAGAAGCUAAUGGAUCGGCUGAAGCAAAUAUGGACCAGCUAUAAGGAGUUGCACGCGGAACAGGCGGCGGCGGCUCAGCAGCAAAGUUUGACGCGUCCGAUUGAAG